UAAAUAAAAUCACUUCCUUUUUCAUCCAACUCCGUCCUCCGUAGCUCCGUCGCGAACACCAACCAAACACCGCAAGAUUCAUCCUUUCAGAAUCGGAGCCUUGACUACAUAAAAGGAAUUCACUUCUUUUUUUCCCCUUUUCCAUAACAAACCCAAACAAUCUUAAUUAUCAUUCUUUUUCUUUUCAUAUUUAAUUCCAAACUGAUCCUAACAUAUAAGGUCAGUGAUGUUAACGCCAUUACUUUUUUGCAGUUACUGAGAUUUCCUUUCGUAACUGUAUUUAUAAUUGGAUUCUAUUUCAUUCAAAAAUUAAAUAAAAUAUUAUCCCAACCCUAAACCCUUUCUUCCAGUUGUAGAAAACACUUAACACGUGAUGAUUAAUUAACAGCUAUUAGUUUUGGAUUCAUUGUAUUGUUCCUCUUCAAUCUCUAUAUCAAUGCUGUUUUUCGAAUGGAAAUUGGUUACUUUGCGGUUAAACCUAUCGUUUUAGCUGCUCCACAAUCUUCAACUCAAACCAUUUCAGAGGGUGUUUUUCGAACAUGGAUUCGAAGAAGUGCAAACCCUCUACUGGUGGUGCAUCUUCGACGAGUGUUGUACCUUUGAGUGUUCAAAAUCAGGAGGAUGUGAUGGUACGGUCCCUUAUGGAUAUGGAAGCUGUCAAGACUGAUGUGGAUAUAGACCUCCGGGAAGUUUACUUUUUAAUCAUGCAUUUUUUGUCUGCCGGGCCAUGCCAGAGGUCUUUUGCUCAGCUCAGGAAUGAACUUUUAGAGCAUCGGCUUCUACCUAGAAGAUAUCAUGCUUGGUUUUCAAGAAGUGGUGAGCCUGGUGAAGAUGAUGCUGGCGAUGAUGAUGGCAUCUCUUUACCUUUACACUACGGCAAUUUAGCAGACAGAUAUCCUCACGUAGCUAAGGAUCACCUGGUAAAGCUUCUGAAGCAGUUAAUGCUGAGUACAGCCUAUUCUUUGAGUGGAAAAUGUGGAGGAAGUAGUCCUAAUGCAGCGGAUGUUCCCACUUUACUUGGAGAUGGUUCAUUUUCCCUUAUUGAUAUUGAUAGAAAAACGACUGCAAAGCAGGUGAAGUCCCCUCUACUUUACCUGCGUUGGCCACAUCUGAAGGCUAAUCAGGUUCAGGGGCUAAGUUUAAGGGAAAUUGGAGGUGGUUUUACGAAGCACCAUCGUGCUCCAGCUAUUCGCAGUGCAUGUUAUGCUAUUGCCAGACCAUCUACUAUGGUGGAAAGGAUGCAAAAUAUUAAAAAGCUAAGGGGGCACCGAGUGGCUGUCUAUUGUGCCAUAUUCGAUGGAUCAGGGCGAUAUAUUAUCAGUGGUUCAGAUGAUCGUCUCGUCAAGAUUUGGUCUAUGGAAACUGCAUUUUGUUUGGCUAGUUGUCGUGGACAUGAAGGUGACAUUACUGACUUGGCAGUAAGCUCAAACAAUGCUUUGGUGGCAUCUGCUUCAAAUGAUUUUGUUAUUCGAGUUUGGCGCUUACCUGAUGGGAUGCCAAUAUCAGUUUUACGUGGACAUACUGGAGCUGUGAAUACUAUUGCGUUUAGUCCCAGGCCCACUGCUUUAUACCAUCUGCUAUCGUCAUCAGAUGAUGGAACUUGUAGAAUAUGGGAUGCAAGAAAUUCACAAAAUUCACGCAUUUACGUACCACGACCUUCAGAUGCUAUAACUGGGAAGGGAAAUGCUCCACCAGCUAACCUAUCGUCUUCAAGUAAUGCUCAACGAGGCCUUCAAAUCCUUUGUUGUGCAUAUAAUGCAAAUGGAACUGUUUUUGUUACUGGUAGCUCUGAUACUUUUGCCAGGGUAUGGAGUGCUUUAAAGCCUAACACCGAUGACUCAGAGCUACCAAUACAUGAGAUGGAUUUAUUAUCUGGUCAUGAGAAUGAUGUUAAUUAUGUACAGUUCAGUGGUUGCGCCGUGGCUUCGAAAAUUUGGACAUCUGAUUCUUGGAAAGAAGAAAAUACACUGAAGUUUAGAAAUUUCUGGUAUUGUCAUGAUAACAUAGUUACAUGCUCUCGUGAUGGAAGUGCAAUUAUAUGGGUUCCCAGAUCACGUAGAUCUCAUGGAAAAGUAGGACGUUGGAUUCGUGCAUAUCAUUUAAAAGUGCCACCACCUCCCCUGCCUCCUCAACCUCCACGAGGGGGCCCGAGGCAGAGAUUUCUACCUACUCCUCGCGGUGUUAAUAUGAUUGUGUGGAGUCUGGACAAUCGCUUUGUACUGGCAGCUAUUAUGGAUUGCAGAAUAUGCGUUUGGAAUGCAGUUGAUGGCAGCUUAGUGCACUCUUUGACCGGUCAUACUGAAUCUUCUUAUGUUUUGGAUGUUCAUCCUUUCAACCCUCGGAUAGCUAUGAGUGCUGGGUAUGAUGGCCGAACCAUUGUGUGGGAUAUAUGGGAGGGCAUACCUAUUCGAACAUAUGAAAUUGGACGCUUUAGGUUGGUUGAUGGAAAGUUUUCUCCGGAUGGAACAUCAAUCGUACUUUCAGAUGAUGUUGGACAGAUAUAUUUUCUGAGUACAGGUCAAGGCGAUUCCCAGAAGGAUGCAAAAUAUGACCAGUUUUUCCUUGGUGAUUAUCGACCCCUCAUUCAGGAUACUCAGGGAAAUGUUCUUGAUCAGGAAACUCAACUUCCACCGCACCGAAGAAACAUUCAGGAACCUCUAUGUGAUUCUAGUAUGGUGCCAUAUCCAGAACCUUAUCAGAGUCAAUUCCAGCAACGUCGUCUCGGUGCUCUUGGCAUUGAAUGGCGUCCUUCAUUGAUAAAAAAAUAUGCUGUCGGUCUAGAUUUUAGUGUUGGUCAGGAUUACCAGGAGAUACCUUUGGUUGAUUUGGAAGGAAUGCUUGAGCCACAACCAGAGUUUAUGGAUGCCUUGUUAUGGGAGCCAGAAUAUGAAAUUGUAAGUGAUGAUAAUGACUCUGAAUACAAUGUGAACGAGGAUAACUCUAGUGCUGCAGAGCAAGGGACUGUUAGUGCCAUAUCUUCUAGUGAUCUAGAAUACAGCGAAGGUGACUCUAGUAAUAGGGAUGGUCGUAGAAGAUCAACAAGGAAGAAACAUAAUGUUGGAGGUGAGGGAAUGGCCUCUUCUGGAAGGCGUGUUAGGAAAAGGAGUUUGGAAGAGUGUAACGGUAGUACUUCUAGAAAUCAAAGAACUAAGAAAUCCAAAGGAAGCUCGAAAUCAGCAAAAAGGAAAUCUUCCAAAGCUAAGACAUCAAGACCCCAGAGAACUGCUGCACAUAAUGCUCGUAAUAUGUUCUCUCAAAUUGGCGAAACAUCUACGGAUGAGGAAGAUAAUGAUUCUGAAGAUGAAUCAUCAGACGGUUUGCACGAUUCAGAAAAUCUCAGUGAACCUGAGAGAAAAAUCCUUAUUAAGUGUGAAGAACUUGAAAAACCCUUAUUGGAAGAGUCUGCCAAUGCAUCCAAGCCACCUCCAUAUUCUGAAUCUCAGGCAAAUCUUGAAAGUAGACCGAGACUGGUUCUUAAGUUUUCGCUUCGUGAUUCUAAGAAGAAUGCACCUGUAGAGGACCCAAAAUUUGCAUGUGAGAAUCAUGCUGAUAUGUUAUGUCAGUCUUCCAGAUCCCAACCCCCAGAAAGUGUUCAAAAGACUUCGCCAGAUGCAAGUUCUAUGGGCCCCGUUAUGUAUGGUAUGUCAGAUGCUACUAAGGCUAAACUUUUGGAAAGUCACAAUAGAAAUGAAAAUGUUGAUAAAACAGAAGUUGAAAAUCCUAUCAAUAAUCCGGAUACAUCCAUAUGUCUUGAGGGGAGCACAGAUCAGAGCAGACAAAGGAGAAGACACACAUAUGAUACUGAAGUUAACGGCCAUCUUGAAUUCAAUGCCAAUGGGAAAUCAGAACACAUGACCAGCAAGUUAGAGGCUGACAGUAGCAUGGUUAAUAAAGAGCAUGUUUCAUCGCUGGAAUCUUGGGGGCUUGACAACCAUCAACCAAUUGUCGAUGGUUCCAUAGCAUCUGGUUAUGAUAAGUUCAAUGGUUGUGAUAAAGGCCGGUCUAGAUCUGAUAAAUGCACUGAGGACUCACAUGAAGUUGUUCACUCAAGCCACUCUCAAGACCUCAAAAUGAAAGGACCUGUUAAACCAACAAAAAUAAUUAUUAAAAAGAAACAGCCUCCAGAAGACAUUGAAAGUUCUUGCAAAAUGAAAUUUGGUAGUUCCAAGGCAGAUUCAAUUGGUGCUAAAAGUGAUGUAAUUUCUGGAAAUCCCUCUUUUUCAGGGCCUUCUCGAGUAACAGAAGCACUAGAAGGGGAAGAUGAUUGUUCUUAUCAGAGAAGUUAUAAUCACAACCAUGAAAGGAAUAAAUCAUAUAAAAGGGAACCCGGUCCUAAUGGUUUUGGUUUUGAUCUGGAAGAAAAUGCUUCGAUAUUCAGCAAUCAGCAUGGCUUAGGAUUUGAUUUAUCUAAUGCUGCCAGCGAUCCAGUUCGUCGAACGCGUUCAGUUAGGAUGAAAACAACUUCCGAGGAGCCAAAUGCUAUGAACACCAGGUUUAAAGUUCGAGUGGGACAAAGUUCAAGGGGCACAUCCAGUCGGGACGAUUCUUCUAUCGAAGUAUUUGAUCAACUUCACCAAAGAAAAAGGUCUGCUAGAAACAGGCCUGAUGAGUAUAUUGCCAAUGAUCUUAGUAUUUUAACUCGAAGUAUGCCAAAUCACCACGUUAAAAAGCUGUCAUGGCUAAUGCUGUCAGCGCAUGAGGAUUGUUACCAUUAUAUUCCUCAACUUGGUGAUGAAGUUGUAUACUUGAGACAGGGCCAUGAAGAGUACAUACAGUCAUAUGCGUUGUCUGAAUCAGGUCCAUGGAGAUUAUUUCAAGGACUAAGGGCUAUCGAAAUUUGCAAGGUUGAAGAGCUUGAGUAUGCGGAGCUCCCAGGUUCUGGGGAUAGCUGUUGCAAACUCAAACUUAAAUUUGUGGAUCCUUCAUCAUAUGCAUGUGGAAAAUCGUUCAAACUAACUUUACCCGAUUUGAUCAACUUCACCGAUUUUGUUGUUGAGAAAACAUUGUAUGAUGCUGCCAUGAACAGGAAUUGGUCCUCCCAAGAGAAAUGCACAGUAUGGUGGAGGAAUGAAGACGGGAAAGGUGGAAGUUGGUGGGAUGGUCAAGUCGUUGCAGUGAAGGCCAAAUCUGAUGAAUUCCCUGACAGUCCUUGGGAUAGGUUUCAGGUCCAGUACGAUACUGAUCCAACAGAAGAUCAUCGGCAUAGUCCUUGGGAACUAAACGAUCCCGAGAUUCCAUGGGAACACCCCCACAUUGAUCAUGAGAUCAGAGAUAAGCUGCUGUAUUAUUUCACUAGAUUAGACCACAAGGAUAAGUAUGACAUUCAGGCACUGAACCGAGUAGCUGAGAAGUUGGAGUUUUCAAACAGGUUUCCCGUUCCAUUUUAUCCUGAACUGAUUCAGUUAAGGUUAAAAAAUGACUACUAUCGGAAUGCGGAAGGUGUCAAGCAUGAUAUAAUGGUAAUGCUAUCAAAUGCUGAAGAGUUCUGUACAGUUACAAAAAAUUUUAUGCUGCUGGGCAAGGUCAAGAGAAUAUCAGAAUGGCUUAGAAGAAAACUUGAAAGGAUAGUAUAGAAUGCCCAAAAUGGGUUUAUAUAGGUUUCUUCUAACAUUGGUUUCCAUUCUUUUAUCAAAUUUUGAAGAAUUAAUUGGUCUUUAUGCAAUGAUUUUGUAGAAUGCAUAAGGCCAUAAGUGGAGGUGGUAAAUAUCAGUUAUUACCUGUGUAUAUAUAUUAUUAUAUAUGCGGAUCAUCCUUUUAAAUGCCACUAAGUGUUGUACUCUUACUUGGCUAAUCUAAAUAUAAACGGUGAUUUCAAAUAUGUA
Cicer arietinum (chickpea) is the source of this 5822-nucleotide messenger RNA. RefSeq lists its product as uncharacterized. NCBI's taxonomy places the organism in Eukaryota, Viridiplantae, Streptophyta, Magnoliopsida, Fabales, Fabaceae. Gene Ontology annotation, biological process: regulation of transcription by RNA polymerase II; regulation of cell shape; cytoskeleton organization. The record is from RefSeq and is a predicted model, not a curated record. Gene Ontology annotation, cellular component: nucleus. Gene Ontology annotation, molecular function: protein binding.